This is a messenger RNA of Fragaria vesca subsp. vesca, 1573 nucleotides long. Its product is annotated as cysteine-rich repeat secretory protein 3-like. The transcript has 3 exons. NCBI's taxonomy places the organism in Eukaryota, Viridiplantae, Streptophyta, Magnoliopsida, Rosales, Rosaceae. The record is from RefSeq and is a predicted model, not a curated record. Gene Ontology annotation, cellular component: plasmodesma. Gene Ontology annotation, biological process: transport of virus in multicellular host; plasmodesmata-mediated intercellular transport. The coding region runs from base 182 to 1081 and encodes 299 amino acids.
UACACCAUCCAAAGCCAAAACCCCAAAAACCAAAACCAAACUCCAAAAACCCAAAACUCUUUCCAGCACAAAUUGCUGAAAAAAUCAUAAAAAGAUUCAAUCUUUAGUGUCCAUACUCACUUGGGUACCUCACAAUCCUCCCAAACCCUGAAAUGAUUUGAUCCAGAAGGAGAAAAAGCAAAUGGGUUUACUCUCAAAACCCUUCAUUUACUUCCUCUACUUGCUUCUGUUCUCCAAUCUUGAGCUCAUCAUCCCAGUUGCUGAAUCUGCCACUGAUGUGACCUCCUUGGUCUACAAGGGUUGUGCAAAGCAGACCUUUUCAGAUCCAACUGGGGUUUACUCCCAAUCCCUCUCAGCUCUUUUUGGGUCUCUGGUUCAACAAUCCACCAAGUCCAAGUUUUUCAAGACCAACUCAGGCAGUGGCCAAACCACCAUCUCUGGUCUCUUUCAAUGCAGAAGUGACCUCAGCAACUCUGAUUGCUACAGCUGUGUGAGUAAACUGCCCCAAAUGGCUGACAGUCUCUGUGGCAAAACCAUUGCUGCUAGAGUUCAGCUGAUUGGGUGCUACAUGCUCUAUGAGGUUUCUGGGUUUGCUCAAAUUUCAGGGAUGGAAAUGUUGUACAAGACUUGUGGUGGGACAAACAUUGCAGGGUCUGGGUUUGAAGAGAGAAGGGACACUGCUUUCACUGUUUUGGAGAAUGGUGUGGUUAGUGGUCAUGGGUUUUAUACCACAAAUUACCAACAAGUCUAUGUCUUGGGUCAGUGUCAAGGAGAUGUGGGUGACUCAGAUUGUGGUGAGUGUAUGAAGAGUGCUGUGCAGAGAGCUCAAGUUGAAUGUGGGAAUUCCAUUUCAGGGCAAAUCUAUCUCCAUAAGUGCUUUGUGAGUUACAGUUACUAUCCAAAUGGGGUCCCCAGAAGGUCAUCUUCAUCUCAGUCAUCAACAUCAUCUUCUUCAUCUUCAUCAGGGUCAAAUACAGGGAAGACAGUGGCUAUUAUUUUAGGAGGAGCAGCUGGAGUUGGAUUCCUAGUCAUAUUCUUGUUGUUUGCCAGAAAUUUGAUGAAGAAGCAUGAUGAUUAUUGAUAGGAGAAGAUGGGUUCUCACCUCUCAAAGAGACGAGCUUCUUUAAAGGUGGAUACUUGUAGCAAUUCUUUUCCUUUUCUUUUUCCUUCAUUUAGAGGAGAGAAUAUGGGUAUUUGUGGGCAAAUGGGGUAAAUUUUAGUAUGAUCCUUUUGUUGGAAAAAGAAGCAAUCUCUUCCUUUUUUUUUCCACAGAGGUAAAAUAUGAUGUGGGAGAAUGAAUCAUGGAUGUUUGUCAUUUUGGAUGGAAAUCUGGAUUGGAAAAAGAAAAGAAAAAUAGUGGGAGGGGAUGGAGCAACAGAUUUUGGCCUCUUAUUACUUUAUUCUUGAUGGGCCAUGUGGGAGUGUUUGUCUCUUUUCUCAAUUUCUGCACAGACCAAUGCUUCUCCUAUUUCUUCACAACUUUUAUGCUUUUGAGAAAGUUUGCAACUUGCAUUGCGCUCUCUUUCUCAUUGUUUACAGAAUACAGAGUACCUCAGACUGUCUUUAAACUUUA